AUGCCCGCGAAAACACCCAUUCCCAUCGAACUCAUCCAUCUCGUUAUACGAUUCCUCGAUGACUCGAAAUCAACUCUCGCAUCAUGCGCCCUCGUUUGCAGAUCUUGGGUUCCCAUUUCCCGUUUUAUCUUCUUUCGCCACAUCGAUCUAUCCACCACUGUCGAGCCCUUCCUAAAACUCCUCGAAAGCCCCUACCAAACGGUUUCCACUGCCCGCGUAGAGUCUCUCACUGUCACACACUCCCGAUACGCCCCCGCGUUAUUCAACCGAUUAUUGACAUGGCGCUCAUCCGACAAUCAUCGGACGCUAUCGACAGCCCUACCGUCUCUCAAACGUUUGACAUUGAACAAAGUAGGAUGGUGGACUUUAAGUGGAGAAGCCAAAGAUCAAUUGUUAAACGAAUUCCUAACCAUCACCCACCUCAAACUCACCAUGACCGCCUUUGACACCUACGACGAUUUUCUCCCUCUCAUCAACUCAUUCCCUUCACUCGAACAACUCGACUUGGACACUGUCCGUCCAGCACUCCACUGGGAACCUACCGUGCCCCUAGAUUCCGUCGAAUUACCACGUAACUUGCACAGAAUAUCGCUCCGACAGAUUGACGAUUGCCAAAUCAUCGCUUUUUUGGCUCCAUGUCCGAAUUUGGAGACGUUGCAUUGUCGGUUCAUCGAUUUUGAUGCCGUUUCUCCAGAGUGUACUUCUGCGAUAUGUAAACUUCUUCGGUCGUCAGGGGAGUCGUUACUCAGUUUUGGGCUCGAGGUUGAGAGAUACCAGGUGGAUGGUGCGCGUGAUGAUACAGCCCUGGACCUCUCAAAAAACCCAAACCUGGGAUACCUCUGCUUAUCACCAUACCACAUCCUACCCACACUCAAGUCCUUCGUUCGAUGUCGUGAACCUCCGGGAUUUACGAGUCUGUGUCUUCCCAGAUUCGAUGAAUUGGAUUGGGAGAGCUUGGAUUUACUUCUUAGCCGAGAUUUGGCAUUUAAGCAUCUUCAAGAAAUUCACCUGGAAGAUCGUGUGCUGGGUAAAGGAGAGUUGGAUUUAGAAGCGUUGAUGCCGAGGUGCGGGGAGAAGGGACUCUUGCGAGGGUAG
Messenger RNA from Marasmius oreades (fairy-ring Marasmius), 1095 nucleotides. RefSeq lists its product as uncharacterized. Lineage: Eukaryota; Fungi; Basidiomycota; Agaricomycetes; Agaricales; Marasmiaceae. The record is from RefSeq and is a predicted model, not a curated record. Bases 1 to 1095 code for a protein of 364 amino acids. The transcript has 2 exons.